GUUAGUGUGGAUAUGGCGGUGGUAGAGGAGAGUCCAUCUCCUGUCAAGAGUGGACUUUUAAACUGGCGUUGGAGUCAAAUAGUCGACGAACAAGCUCGCCUGACUCAGAGCAGAGACGGCUCACCUGUGCCGUACGAAGGGCUGCUCCUGAGAAAGAAAACCCUUGAAGCUAUUGCAUCAAGGGAGCAGCUGCCUGAGACUAUCCACUGUGUAAACUCAGGAGCCUCCAGACCCAAGACUUGUGUGAAAAAUGUGCCUUGUGCUGGCCACGCACUGAGGAAUGCUUUCUUAUCCAAUGGGCAAGAAAACUGGAAAGCCCAUGUAAAACUUGCCAGAAUUAUAAAAAGAAGCUACGUAGGACUGGAGCUUGUGCGAUGGCUAAUGGAGCAGUGUGCAUUUGUUCAAAGCAGAGGGGCGGCUGCCGGAGUCUGGAACAUUCUGCUGGAGCUGGACAUUCUCCUCUCAGUGGAGAGGCAGUCCAUGUUUGAGGACUCAGGGGCUCUGUACCAGUUCUCCUUUGAGGAGUGUGAAGCCCAGAGCUGUGACUUCAGAAAUCAGAGUCAGUGGCAGAAUGGAGUGAGUUUCCUCAUACAGCUGGUCCCCCACACCCAGCUCCAUGUGGAUACCCAUAAACAGUGUGACGGAGAGUCUCGGAGAAGUCCUGAAGUUUGCGGUCGUGUAGCCCAAAUGCGAGCGCUCGAGCGCCUCACGUCCACGGUGCAGACUGAACUGGUGGCAGCGCUGGCCCGCAAAGCACACAGCAAAUCAAUGACCAAGGGCUCCAGUCCAGGGCACGCUGCCGACCUCCCCCCCAACGCAUCAUGUUGCAGCGAGCAAAAGCAGGGCCCCGGGGCUGCGUCCCGCGACCGGGAGGAUAUCAGCCGCAUGGAGAUGGUCCAGAGACUGGCCAAGGACGGCUGCCGUCUGCUCCACAGCCCGUUGAGACAGGCCGAACGCCCAGCCGAGCCACUCAGUGACGCAGCAGUCCGUGUGUGUGUGAGGGAGAGGAGUCGAGAGAGGCUGCAGCUUCAGAGGACGACGUCAGCACGACCACCCUCCUCCGCCGAGGACUCUAGUGACUCCUCUCUCUCGCACAGGUACACCGGCGUGCCUGCCACCCCUGAGAAGGUUCUGGAACACCUGCUGAGCCACCUGAGGCUGGACGAGGAUUGCGGGAGCCUGCAAGCCAGAGAGGCAGAGACACUUCUGGAUGACUUUCUGCUGACUUAUCCAGUGAUCAUGUCUACCAGUGACCUUUGCCAAGCACUGCUUGGACACUAUUGUUUGAAGCGGGGCAGGAUGAAGGACGAGGGAAAGGAGAGUCUGGUGAGGAAACGCAAAGUCCUGCACCUGCUGUCCGAGUGGAGCGCGCUCUGCAGGGCCACGCUGCAGGAGGACCAACACACUAGGCUGUUCAUGAAGACGCUGUAUGGGAACGUCCUGGAUGACCUGUACGAGUUCCCGUCUCUAGAGAAGGAACUCAAGGACCUCCAGAAGCUUCUGCGUAUGCAGCGCAGACACACAGUGGACGAGUGUUCUCCACAGAGGAAGAAUAAAGCACUCUUCCACCAGCUGAGUCUGAAGGAGAACUGGCAACCCCUGAGAGCCCCCCAGACAGAGGGUAAGGAAGUGCUGUGCCGUGUGUAUGUGACUGUGGACUCGUAUGUGAGUGUGAGGACACACAGUGCAGUGACUGCGCAGGAGCUGCUGGCCGCGGUGGCUGACAGAUUGGACUGCGCGGAAGACGACAUGGUGCUGGUGGCUGUUUCCUACUCCAGAGAAAAGGCCCUGCUCCAGCCACACCAGUGUGUGUACACAAAUUCCCUCAGUACUGCAGGCAGACUGUGUGUGUGCAGGAGGGACAUGACUGACCUCAUGAGCCCCGUCCCAGAUAACGCACAGCUGCAGCAGCUGGCAGCCCGCAUGCUGACCAUGAACACCUGGGACAUCGCUGUGGCUCUGACUAACUGUGACUGGAGUCUCUUCAGCAACCUGCAGGAGCAAGAGCUGGUUUAUUUCACACUGAGUCGUGAUUCGUGUGCUGGCCACACGGUGGCCCUGGAGUUGCUCUUGCAGCGGUGCAAUGAGGUGCAGCAGUGGGUGAUGACGGAAGUGCUGCUGUGUCCUGUGCUCUGCAAACGGGUGCAGCUCUUUAAGAAGUUCAUUAAGAUCGCAGCCCACUGUAAAGCACAGAGGAACCUGAACUCCUUCUUUGCUAUCAUAAUGGGCUUGAACACUGCAGCUGUCAGCCGCCUGAGUCAGACAUGGGAGAAAGUCCCAGGAAAGUUUAAAAAGCUGUUCUCAGAGCUCGAAAGCUUGACAGAUCCAUCCUUCAACCACAAAGCCUACAGAGAUGCCUUCAAGAAGAUGAAAUCUCCAAAGAUCCCAUUCUUGCCUCUGCUACUAAAAGAUAUCACCUUCAUUCAUGAGGGCAACAAAACCUUUCUUGAUAACCUGGUCAAUUUUGAGAAAAUGCACAUGAUAGCAGACACGGUGCGGAUCGUUAGACAGUGUCAGACGGACCACAUGGGAAACAUGUUGACUCAGAAGGAGAGUGCCGAGGUCAGAGCCUACAUCAACUAUCUUCACAUCAUCGACAAUCAGCAAACACUGUUUGAGCUUUCACACAGACUGGAGCCAAAGGUGUAGGACACGUCUAAAUCCCUGAUGAAAGAAGUCCAUAAUGCCAGAACUAUGGCACUGAAAAGUGGCCACAAGGGGGCAAAACAGCCUCAGACUGCAUAGAUCAGAGGGAGAGAGAAAUGCGCAGAGCCCAGGACAUUUGCCUCCCUGCAGUCUAUAAAUGUGAAAUGACUGAAGAAACAACCACUGCAGGUUCAACAGACAGACUGAUCUUUAGCACACAACAUGCACUAAGUAUAACAUGUGAGAUGACAUGUUAAGUAGAAAUAUACCAGUGUAAUGCAGAGCUAUAGUCUCCCAUUCCCAAGUCUGCACCCAACUAAUAGGCACAAAUGUUUUUGCAAAAAUCUGUAGCAACACAAUAGCUGUAAUGAUUGGAUGUUUAGGGAAUCGGUCCAAUUCAGUCCCGUCAGUGCUGUUAUUAAACCACGUGCACAGUGUGUGCAAUGCUUUGCACUGGUCAUAGGCAAAUGUUUCCAGCCUUAGACAAUCAGUCCAAAAAAAUUUUAAAAGACAAGUCUGUACUGUAUUUAGCGUAGCUUUUGGAAUCAAAGCAAUAGUAGUACUGCAAGAGAAGUGCCCACUAUCAGCAUGACUCCAUCUUUAGUAGUUGCCCGGCUAUGCCAAGGCAAGGAUACAAAAGCCAGGCAUACAGUGAUGGGUUUGGGUCCACAUUACCUAAAAAGAGGCAUUAAAAUGCACUCCGAUCAUGUCCCGAUGAUGUUUGUCAUCGUGCAUCUACAUAGUCAGAUGAAAGGAAAGGACUUUGCUAAAGAAUAAAUUAUUGCCUGAAUGGUAAUUAGACUUACCAUAAUUACCAUGGAAGCAUACUUCUAGAGAUUCUGCAAAUGAAAUGUGUAUUUGUUGUGCAAAAGGGGGGGAAGGGGGGUGGAAUGUCUAAUUUAGAAGGCCAGUCUCUGACAUUGAAGCCAGAGAGAGAGAGAAAGCUGGUGGCAGCUGCUUUUCUGAUUCACACUGCUCUGGUCUGUAUGAUUGGGCAAUGCCCCUGACUGACCAGCAUAUGCAUGUUAGAUAAACAUGUAAACAUUGUAAAUACCCUAAAUUAAUUUUAUGGUCGUUUUUUUUUUUUUUUUUUUUUAAGUGACAAUAGGCAGCAAAGCAAUAUGUUCCUAAAUGCACAAAGCAUCAUUUGCUGGCAAUGACUAUUUACUACUUUUGGUUUCUUUUGAAAGUCUGAUUAAAACCAGUACUGUUGCCUGA
This is a messenger RNA of Electrophorus electricus (electric eel), 3864 nucleotides long. It is a transcript of the gene rapgef5b, whose product is annotated as Rap guanine nucleotide exchange factor (GEF) 5b. Gene Ontology annotation, biological process: Ras protein signal transduction. The record is from RefSeq and is a predicted model, not a curated record. Lineage: Eukaryota; Metazoa; Chordata; Actinopteri; Gymnotiformes; Gymnotidae. Gene Ontology annotation, molecular function: guanyl-nucleotide exchange factor activity. Gene Ontology annotation, cellular component: plasma membrane.